CAAAGCUUUGCUUCUCCCGUUAACGCGAUGGACUCGCUUCCUCCUCAGCCCCCUACCAAUUCAUCUUCUGUAUCCCUCAGCGUGAGUCUGAUCAUAAUCGCCGCCAUCAUUGUCUUCGUCGUGCUCGCCUCCUUCUUCAUCCACCUUUUCCUUCGCUUCCUCUCCUGCCGCCGCGGCUCCUCUGUCGCCGCCUUGCCGUUGCCGCUCGACCGUUCCCGAUCAGCCUCCUCCUCAGCCGCCGCCGCCGCCGCCAACUUUGUACCCUUCGACCAGGAGAAGGCCAACUCGCUCCCUGUCUACUCACUAGCCGCCAGCCCCAAGUCCUCGCCGGACUGCGCCGUCUGCCUCUCCCCUCUCCGCCGCCACGACGAGCUCCGUCUCCUGCCUGCCUGUCGCCACGCCUUCCACUCCUCCUGCGUCGACCCCUGGCUCCAGACCACUCCUUCUUGCCCCCUUUGCCGCGCUUCCGUUUCCCUUCCCGCCUCCCUACUUCCAGCGCUGCCGUCGGCGGUGCCGCCACUCUCCGACGAACCUGACUCCUCGAGAUUAGGCAGCUUCCGGAUCGAGAUAGGAAGCGUCAGCCGCCGGAUGACACCGUCGGGGGAGUUAUCGGGAAAUCCUUCGCCACUGCCAGCUCCGCUUCCGUCGUCCCUGAGGACGUACUCGAUAGGGUCGUCGUUCGAGUACCUGGUGGACGAGGAGGUGGAGGCGGUGGUGGCGAGGAUCACGCGACGGACGGAGAAGGUGGAGAAGCGGGGGGAUACCAACACCAGCACCGAAGCCGAUGCGGCUACGGCGCCACCGGGGGAUGCGGUGGCCGAGGCUGCGGGGGGAGGGCCAAGGCUGCUGAAGGAGUACGUCGAUCAGCUGUCCUCCUCGGCGUCCUCAUCCUUCUCGUCUCUACGCUUCUCCAACCGCUGGAGCCACCGUUACGACGGCGACGGGGUACGGAACUCAUGGGAUUUGGAGCGUUCCGCGUGGCAAGAGGUGGAGGAGAGUGGCCUACAUGACUUCUUCCAUUGGCUGAUGGGCGCAUAGUGCCCUUCGUUCGACAUCAUCGCACUACAUUUACCGGAAUACCCAACGCUUCCUUCGCGACCAUUACCAUCCCGGCAGCAAUUCUCCAUCCAUCUCCCGGAUCGGACGGCCAAGAGCUGACAUCUCGUGGUGAGACCCACACUUGUUUCAUAAAACAAAGCGGAAGUGAUUUCCUCGGAAACGUUUCCGGAUCGAGCUGAAAUUAAUUAGCAGUAACGUGUGGUACAUUGGAUUCUUAG
This is a messenger RNA of Musa acuminata subsp. malaccensis (wild Malaysian banana), 1277 nucleotides long. Its product is annotated as E3 ubiquitin-protein ligase ATL4. Gene Ontology annotation, biological process: protein ubiquitination. The record is from RefSeq and is a predicted model, not a curated record. Lineage: Eukaryota; Viridiplantae; Streptophyta; Magnoliopsida; Zingiberales; Musaceae.